Messenger RNA from Oldenlandia corymbosa var. corymbosa, 3735 nucleotides. NCBI's taxonomy places the organism in Eukaryota, Viridiplantae, Streptophyta, Magnoliopsida, Gentianales, Rubiaceae. The record is from the annotation of a GenBank genome assembly.
AUGUUUACCGAAGGACUUGAUAACAAUGCCCUUAAGUGGGUAAGGGAGGGUUCCGAUAAGCAUAAGACAGAAGUGCCAUUAUCAGUCAUUAGCCAGAGGUCGAGAAUCGAUGCUUUCUCCAGUACAAGAACUGGAGGAAGAGGAGUUGGAUUGCCUCCACCAUCCAAGUUCAGGAGUGGACACUUAUCAGGAGUGAUUCCAGUGUCAAGAGUCAUCCCCGGUGAUCUUGAUGACAGCAGAACGGCAUCUGAUAAUGAUAUGUCCACUGACUCAGAAGAGGAGAUUUAUGGUGGAAGAUAUUCCCUUGACUCUUCGCCUCAGGAUGAUAGAGUUCCUACUAGAAGUAGUGCUUCUAGAUAUCGCAAUCCUGUGGCAGGGCCGGCUCCCCAAUAUGCCAGUGAUUCGCUGUAUUCAGAGGAUGUGAAUUCAUCGAGGGAAACACUAGGGAGAGGGCAGGGGUGUGUGGCAGACAGAUUGAUGAGGGGUGCUAACAGAUACUCUGUUGGAAACAGUACUUACACGGAGGAUGAGUCUUCUGAUUCUGCUGCCAGUUCUGAAUUUUCCACCACAUACAUAGGGAGCAACAAUGGAACUGCGCCGUCUACUAGAGGUAAUGUGUCACAAGGGCAUGGGUCUGGUGUUUCCCAAUUGAAGACGGAAAGCAUGGCACUGAAGAAUGUAAAUUCCAGAAAUUUGGAGAGCCAAAAGUUCUGUGAGGAAGAUGUUCCCAGUGCACCUCCAUUUUGUGGUCCUGGUGGAGAUAUUAAGCUGGACAGGGAGAAAAGUCAUGCCACAAAGACAGAACAUGUACCCUCCAUUGAACCAGAGAAAAGCUCUUUUGCAAGUAGGCCGUCUGUUAUUGGUCAACAGGAUGUUGUUCGAAAAGAAACUCAUGACUCAACAAUGAGGCCAGCUGCUGCAGAUGCAGAAAGUGGUGUCCCCUCCAGUACAUAUCCCUAUCGCCUUCCCACAUUUCAUGCCAUGGCACUAGGGCCUUGGCAUGCUGUGAUUGCGUAUGAUGCAUGUGUUCGUCUGUGUCUUAAUGCCUGGGCAAGGGGUUGCAUGGAAGCUCCCAUGUUUCUGGAGAACGAGUGUGCCUUGUUACGAAGUUCAUUCAAUUUGCAGCAAGUGUUACUGCAAUCAGAGGAAGAAUUAAUGACAAAGCGGUCUUCUGAGCUGCCUGCGGAAGGUUCUGCUGCUAAACCCAAGAAGAUGGUUGGGAAGAUGAAGGUGCAAGUGAGGAGGGUGAAAUUGGGCCAGGACCCACAUAAAGGUUGCACCUCUAUAAAUGCACCAAAAUUAAAGAUGGAAGCUGUCCGCUAUCAGAUCUCCAAUCUGCAGUCAGCAAUUUCAUCUGGUUGGCAUGCAGUUCGCAGAGUUCGCUUUGCACCUCGGGUGUUAAAGGGUUCUAUUUCACGCCAGAGCUUGGCAUAUGUUCAUGCUAGUACUCAGUAUAUAAAGCAAGUCUCUGGGCUUUUAAAAGUUGGUGUUGCAACAUUACGUAGCAGUUCAACUGCUUAUGAGUUACAAGAAAAAUACUCUUGUUUGCUCCGACUUAAAAGUUCCAGUGAAGAGGAUGCCAUCAGAAUGCAGCCUGGCUCUGCGGAGUCUCAUAUAUUUUUUCCAGAUGGUCUAGGCGAUGAUCUUGUCAUUGAUGUCCAGGAUUCAAUGGGGAAGCAUUAUGGCCGUGUAGUUGCUCAAGUAGCUACUAUUGCAGAGGACCCGGGCGAGAAGCUAAGGUGGUGGUGUAUUUAUCAUGAACCAGAGCAUGAAGUUGUUGGGAGAGUGCAACUUUCUGUUAACUAUUCCACAAGUUUGGAUGAGACUAAUAACCUUAAGUGUGGCUCAGUUGCAGAAACUGUGGCUUAUGACCUAGUCUUGGAAGUUGCAAUGAAGAUUCAGCACUUUAGACAAAGAAAUUUAGUGCUGCAUGGUGCAUGGAAGUGGUUGCUUACCGAAUUUGCAUCAUAUUUUGGGGUUUCUGAUGCAUAUACCAAGCUAAGGUACCUCGCUUAUGUUAUGGAUGUCGCCACUCCUACUGCCGAUUGUCUUGAAUUGGUUCACGAUCUGCUUCUCCCCGUUAUAAUGAAGGGUCAUAGCAAGACCACCCUUAGUCAUCAAGAGAACCGUAUCCUUGGUGAAAUUGAGAACCAGCUGGAACAAAUCUUUUGUCUUGUUUUUGAAAACUACAAAUCCCUGGAUGAAUCAUCACCGUCAGGGAUCAUGGAUGUCUUUAGACCAGCUACUGGUCAAGCAGCACCUGCGUUGAAGCCAGCUGUUAAACUAUACUCACUUCUUCAGGACAUAUUUUCUCCUGAGGCACAAAACAAGCUUUGCGGCUAUUUCCAGGUGGCUGCCAAAAAGAGAUCAAGGAGACACUUAACUGAGACAGAUGAGUACGUUAGUGGAAACAAUGAAGGGUUACUGAUAGAUGCUGUCACUGUUUCUACUGCCUACGGGAGAAUGAUAUCUUUAUGCAUGAAUAUCAGAAACGAAAUUUUCACAGAUAUAGAGAUCCACCAUCAAGAUAUACUUCCUAGUUUUAUAGAUCUGCCAAAUCUUUCAGCAUCUAUAUACAGUGCAGAACUCUGCAAUAGGUUGCGUGCCUUUCUUAUUGCAUGUCCUCCAGCUGGCCCUUCACCACCUGUAACUGAGCUUGUCAUUGCAACAGCAGACUUUCAGAGGGAUCUUGCCGGAUGGAAUAUCAAACCUGUCAAAGGCGGAGUUGACGCAAAGGAAUUGUUUCAUUUAUAUAUUGUUCUGUGGAUACAAGAUAAGCGCCUUUCUCUACUAGAGUCAUGCAAAUUAGACAAGGUCAAAUGGUCAGGAGUUCGGACACGGCACGCAACCACCCCAUUUAUUGAUGACAUGUAUGAUCGCCUCAAAGAGACAUUAAAUGAUUAUGAUGUCAUCAUUCGUCGCUGGCCAGAGUACACAUUUGUAUUGGAAAAUGCUGUUGCUGAUGUUGAGAAAGCAAUCGUUGAUGCUCUGGAGAAGCAGUAUGCAGACGUCCUAUCUCCAUUGAAGGAAAACCUUGCGCCAAAAAGAUUUGGUCUGAAGUAUGUUCAGAAGCUUACUAAGAGAAAUGUCACCGCAUAUGUAGUGCCUGAAGAGCUCGGCACUCUUUUGAACUCAAUGAAGAGAAUGCUGGAUAUUCUACGCCCCAAGAUAGAGCACCAACUGAAGUCAUGGGGUUCAUGCAUACCUGAUGGGGGGAACACAGCUCCAGGAGAACGCUUAAGUGAAGUCACUGUAAUGCUUAGAUCCAAGUUCAGAAAUUAUUUGCAAGCAGUGGUUGAGAAGCUAGUAGAAAACUCCAAAUUACAGGGCAGCACAAAGAUGAAGAAAAUACUGCAGGACUCCAAAGAUGCUAUGGUAGAAUCAGAUGUGAAGAGCAGGAUGCUACCCCUAAAGGAACAGCUUGCAUCCACCAUCAAUCAUCUGCACUCCAUCUUCGAAUCUCAUGUAUUCAUUGCAUGUUGUCGGGGAUACUGGGACAGAAUGGGGCAGGAUAUCCUAAGCUUCUUAGAGAGCAGGAAAGAGAACAGAGCAUGGUACAAGGGGUCACGGAUUGCUGUAUCUGUUUUGGAUGACACCUUCGCAUCACAGAUGCAACAGCUCCUUGGGAAUUCCUUGCAAGAAAAAGACUUGGAGCCUCCACGAUCUGUUGUUGAGGUGCGCUCAAUCCUCUGUAAAGAUGCACAAAGUAACAAGGGAAACUCAUUCUAUUACUAG